Molecule: messenger RNA, 3449 nt
Organism: Limulus polyphemus (Atlantic horseshoe crab)
Lineage: Eukaryota; Metazoa; Arthropoda; Merostomata; Xiphosura; Limulidae
Product: homeobox protein prospero-like
Biological process (GO): regulation of transcription by RNA polymerase II
Cellular component (GO): nucleus
Molecular function (GO): RNA polymerase II cis-regulatory region sequence-specific DNA binding; DNA-binding transcription factor activity, RNA polymerase II-specific
Source: RefSeq, a predicted model, not a curated record
AGUCAGUUCCUUUAACUUGGCGUGCUUGCUCCACUUCAACGACUGUGCAGUCGAAACACCUCCUGUACCGUCCAAUCAUCGGCCUUGAAUUCCCAUAUGAUGUCACCAGAGGAAGACUUGGAAAGUGUAACCAUACGUGAUAAGCUAUUAAAGACCAAAACCAAACGGUCGCGACAGAGAGUAGAUGCGGGUGAACCAAGAAACAGCUACUCUACUAUUACCAACUUCAAUACUGGGACAAGUCCGUCUAUUCAUACGUAUGAGAAUGGAUAUAGUAUGUCUCUGACUAAUAGGGUUUAUGAGAGUUUAGUAACUCGCCAAAACAGAGAGUGUUCCAAUAUGGUGAUAGACUCAGUUGUGUCAGAUGUCACUCCUAAAAAUAGGUACAGCCAGAACAUGGUGUCCGAGAAACAAAGCCAAAAUAAGAUGUGCCUGAACGAUGGUGCUACUUCUGAUGCACACAUGACUUCUUUGUACAUUCAUAGCGUCGAAUGCCUUUCUGCAGCACCAAUGCCAGAGACCGGUAACUUUCUCCAGGACUCUCUGAAGAGCCGAAUACCAACUAAUUUGUCUGGCAGUGUACUUCAAAUUUCCGUAGAUGAGCGAAUAGAAAACAGGUCUGCAAGCCGAGAUAAAAUGUCCGACCCAGAGCAGAUCCAGCAGCACCCUUCUCCUGCUCACAGUCCCGUGGCUUCUCCCAGCCCAGACUGUAGUCGAAGUCUAGUCUGUCCUCGAGUAAUGCCCAAUAGCAUGUCCACGUCUGAUAGUAAAGCUCUAGAAGUCAAGCGCGCUCGUGUUGAAAACAUUGUGUCUAUGAUGUUACAGGGCCCAAGUGAUCCACGCCCGCCAAGGAAUUCUUCUCGGGUUCCUGUGAAUGGCUAUAAAAAGAGAAAACUCUACCAGCCUCAACAGCACGAAGCUACUAGAAUUCUGAACGGAGAUAAAGAAGUUAAAGAAAUAGAAAGGGGGGAUAAUCAAACGUUUAUUGGACCACUACCUAAGCAACAUCGUACAGCAAGAGAUCUUAAGUCACAACUUCAAAAAAUGCAAGAACAGCUAGCUGUUAUUCAACAACGUUACACUGAAUUUCUUCACGAUCAAAUCGAAAAUUCCUCAACCGAGAAUACAGAUGCAUUUUCACCAUCAGACCAUCAACAAAUAAAGCCAGAGAUUAAACCACAAGCAUACCCCCAUUCUAGUACUGUUGAAGGACGGGAUGAAUUCCCAUCGUUGUCUGUUCCAUUAUCUGCAAAUAAUAGUGUAGCCAUUUAUCCUGAACUAACAGAAAACAUUCGUUUAAAUACUGUAAAAUAUAAGAAGAAUGCUGUUCAUAUUACUGAAGAGGCCAGAAGACUAGAGCGAGGUAGUCAAGAAAACGAACUGAAGGAUCGAAUCCAAGAAAGCCGCCAAUCAUGUAUUGUCAAACCAAACAGUCGUUCUGGUCAAACUGAGCUGACCACUGACUUAGAUAUUCUGGUUGGUGAUCUCAAGUCUGAGAUCUCAACUAAACUGGCACAUAUUAUUGACUCUAUUGUGACAAGAUAUAAGCAAAACAGGUCAUUUUCUAAAACAUUGGAGUCAGAACCACCAAAAGAUCUGCCAUUUUUAACUCAAAUUCUUGAUUCUCCCCUUACCAAGGUAGUAGACCGAGGCAGCGGGGACAACAGUCAGAUUUUGGCUGAUCAGAGAUCCAAUGAUUUUCCUUGUGAUUCAAGUCCCAGACCUCCUGCUUUCUAUCCCCUAGGAGUGAGGCCUUCCACAACACUAUUCUGUCCAACUCCCUCAUCUCAAACAAUGCAUCUAUCACCAAUGAACAUCUCUCACAAUUUUCCCAUUUCCCAUCCCCAACUCUCAGGAAGCCUAGAGGGAACAGGAAUGACCAUUAGUAAUGACAUAAUGGAACAAACAGAAGCCAUUUCUUUUGUGAUGAUGCCCAAAAAGAAGCGUCACAAGGUAACUGAUACAAGUGCGAUCCCUCAUCUUAGGAACUGGUCAAUUAGUCAAGAAGAUUCUGUACCCAAGUAUUCUUUCAUUACUAGCACGACACAACCUUCCUUGGGGCCCCCUAGUUGCCCCCAUCAUCCUCCACCUUUGAUCCCCAUAUGCUUACCCACUUCUGUAGCUAUUCCCAACCCGAGUCUCCACCAUGCAGAAUUUUAUCACUUUGACAACUCCAAAUUAGCAUACUUCACUCAAGAGAAUAAAGACGACGACUCUUUUCCAUCAUCACCUGCAAUACAAACUCGCUACCCUGGUUCCCAAGAGUUCCCUAAUGACUCAUUGCUCUUCUCCUAUCUGAAACAAGACUUGGAAGAUGAAUCAAAUGGUGGAGACAGCCAGAACUACGAGUCAAGUCUUCCUACCUCUUACACCAGUACCCUUACUCCCAUGCACCUAAGAAAAGCCAAAUUGAUGUUCUUUUAUGCGAGAUAUCCUAGUUCUGCGGUUUUGAAGCUCUACUUUCCAGACAUCAAAUUCAAUAAGAACAACACGGCUCAACUCGUCAAGUGGUUCUCUAACUUCAGAGAGUUUUAUUACAUCCAGAUGGAGAAGUAUUCUAGACAAGCUAUUAGUGAAGGCAUCAAAAGUCCAGAGGACCUGAAGGUCACUAUUGAUUCUGAACUGAUCAGGACCCUUAAUCUCCAUUACAAUCGAAAUAACCACAUUGAGGUUCCCGAACAUUUCCGUUUUGUUGUUGAGCAGACUUUAAAAGAAUUCUUCAAAGAAAUUAUAGCAGGAAAAGAUCAGGAACAAUCCUGGAAGAAGACUAUUUACAAAGUCAUAGCUCGUCUCGACGAUAAUGUCCCGACAUAUUUCAAAACACCAAAUUUCUUAGAACAGUUAGAAUGAUUACGUUUUUGGGAAAGUUGUCUUUAUGCUAGUUUAUCAACUUCUAAACAAAGAACAUAUUUAAGAUAUCUCCAUGUAAUUAAGAAAACGAAAAACUUCAGAAUAGAUCGUUGUAUUUUUAGAGUUGUGCCUUGGACUUCAGCAAUCUUUACUGCGAAAAUAAUUUUUACUGUAACCCAAUUUUACCGCCAAACAGAGUGAUAUUUAUGGAAAUUUUCAGAUGUGUUUUAGUUAUAUUGAAACUUUCGUGUGCUGUGCUAAAGAAAAAAGGCACGUAUUUAAUUUAUUUUCAUAGUUAUAAUCCCUGAGUUUAUUGGUUUAUAUUUAAUAAGCAGGUUAUCAUUUUUUUACAGUCUAUACUAUUUCUUUAUAAUAACUACUACAAUAGUAUUUCGUUCAGAGAAACUUUUGUUUUUUAAAAAUAUUUGUAAUUAUAACCAUUGUUUUGUAAAUAUAUAUGUAGCCACUAGAGGUCGCGAUGAGUGCCCUAGUCAUCAUACAAUGAGCAAGCAAAUUUGUCAUCUGUUAGGGGAUACUCUUGUCCAAUUAUGAGCGUAAGAGCUAUGUAAUGUUAUAGUUAUUUAUUAAAAGACGUUCAA